AUGGACAACUCAGUAGAGGUCAAGACUGUAAUUGAGACCAAUGGUGGGAUGAAAGGGAAAGAAAGGCAGCCAUCAUCAGUGCUUCCAUCAACGAUAAUAGCAUCCACUGAUAGUAAGAAUGUGUCUUGUGUCGACAGCGAUGCUGGAAUCCACUCGAUUGUUGGACAGAUGAAGUCCAUUCACAUUGGACAGAUGAAGUCCAUUCACAUUGGACAGCAUCGGCCGGUAGCCAUGACAAAAGAGUCGAUGAGAAGUGGAAAGCAGAGUCACUAUAAGGACACUCAAUCAGGACAUUCAUUUCAGGAUUGGCAUCAACGUCGGAAUCAGUCUGCCAAGUACUGCAAGCCAGUCAAUGGAGCAACUCAAUUGUCAAAAGCAUCAAACACCAAUGGUUUCGAUCGUAGCCAGCCCAGACACACUUGUAUAGUGCCGGCUGCAGCAGAGAAAGGUGGUUUGGAUAAGGCCAAACAGCCCAUCUCAACAGCAGUAGGAAUUGGCUCAAAGCCUUGGUCCUCCAAUGCAUCGAAACUGGUUAAACGGGCUGAUUGUUCAGAGAAUGCGAUAUUGUCAUCAAAACUUGAUAAGAGAACAGCUGGAUCACAAAGUCAUCUCAAACCAUCUAUAGAAGCAUCGAGUGCUUCAUAUCAGGUUGUAGCUCCACCUGAGUUACAGCUAUUUGCACCCAAAUCUACUCAAUGGAGAUCUAAAGGCUCUAACCCUUUAGCAAACAGAAACAAAGCUUUUAUUAUCAAUGUGCCUCGAAACGAGCCAGUAAUGGUUGCCGAGGCAAAAUCUGCAAUGGCUUUUGCGAUUCAAAAUGCUCCCAACCAACAGCAUCCUGCAAAGAAAUCUACUUUAAUUAAAUCUGUAAUUCAGUCAGAUGCUUUGGUUACCGAUUCCAUUAAACGAUUUCUGGAAACUAUUCAAGAUAGCUCUCUAAUGCCUGUCCUGUCUGAACCAAAAGGAUUUGUUGGAAUGCUGAUGCCUCAUCAACAAGCUGGUCUUGGUUGGCUUGUGGAUCGCGAAAAGAAUGGGCCUUGCCAUGGAAGUAUACUGGCAGAUGAUAUGGGUCUCGGAAAGACUAUACAAACGAUUGCACUUAUUCUAGAAUGCAAACCACCAGAAUCAUUCAAAGGCCGUCAUGCUACUUUGAUUAUCUCACCUCUUGCUGUCAUUGACCAAUGGCGAGACGAGAUUUCUGACAAAACAACUCCCGAAAGCCAGCGUAUAGUUGUAUUUCAUGGUUCCGAUCGUGGAAAAUUGAUUCAGAAAUUUAAUGAUGCAAAUGUCGUUAUUACUACCUAUGAUGUUCUUUCUGCAGACUACAAAAAACUUACCAAUGAGGCACAUAUAAUCAAAACAAGGUCCACAUUAGUAGCAAAAGCAGCACACUAUCUGCCCACACGCCAUCGGCUAUGCUUGACUGGAACUCCGCUUCAAAAUAGUAUUGAGGAUCUUUUUAGCAUAUUUCAAUUUUUGAAACAAGACCCAUAUUCUAAUUAUGAGGUAUUCAAACAGAAAAUUCUCAAACCUUUAAAAAGCCAUAUCUUGAAAGAUCGUGAGGCUGCUAUGGCUCAAGUAAAGCUUGUACUGCGAGGUUUACUUCUUCGUCGUACAAAAAAUACUCUUGUUGAUGGAAAGCCCGUUGUCACUCUUGUUUCAAGAGAGCUCAAGACUCGCUUGUUAGAUUUUACUUCAAAAGAGCGCGCUUUCUAUGAUGGUUUACUAAAUAGUAUUAAAAAAGAGGCAAAAGAUCAACAAGGAAAUAUUUUGAUAUAUAUUUUGAAGCUACGACAAGCCUGUAACCACUUUAGUUUAAUUGGAUCCACAGCAGACGAUGAGCCGAUACCUGAUUCUAUACCUACACUGAGCGAUUUGUCUAAAUUUUUAACAAAUUUGAAGCUGGAACCGACAGAAACAAAACUCGACAGUCUUGAGUCGACAACUGUUUCUUCUACAAAAUGUGACGAGGUUGUUCGGAUAUUAGCUGAAAAUCAAAAGAACUCGAAUGUUUCAAAAACAAUUGUAUUCUCUCAAUUUACUUCCAUGCUGAAUGUUAUUCAAAAUGCUCUUGAUGAAACCGAUAUUUUGUAUUGUCGAUAUGAUGGCGGUAUGAAGCGCAAAGAACGUGAACAAACAUUGUUUCACUUUAAAUCCAGCGAGAAGAUCAACGUCAUGCUUAUUUCCACAAAGUGCGGUGCGGCUGGGAUCAAUUUGACUUGUGCCAAUUUUGUGAUUCUAGUAGAUCCUUGGUGGAAUCCUAUGAUGGAAGAACAAGCCAUUGGAAGAGUUCAUCGUAUUGGACAGCGCAAUCCCGUGCACGUCGUUCGUUUGGUUAUGAAGGAUACGAUUGAGGAGAAGGUGAUGGAAAAGCAAAAACAAAAGUUGGACAUGAUCGAGGGCACUAUUGGUAUGACGAAUGUAUCCAAAGACCAAUCACUUACAAAACAAGAGUGGAUAACCAUGUUGUUCUCCUGAUGCAGUGAUAUUCCAAAGACAACACUAAAGGCGACCAUUGUCUAGUUGAUACUCAACAUUUACAGUAAUUUCAAGACUUGUCAUUCUUUUUACAAGCAUUACAUAUCCCAAUUGAUGAUCAUCUUCAAACCUAAAGCUGCUACGGUUGAAUAGCAGUGGUUUAUUUAGAGUAUGCCCAUACCAAAUUACCCUAUUUCUGUACUUGCUUG
This is a messenger RNA of Batrachochytrium dendrobatidis JAM81, 2687 nucleotides long. RefSeq lists its product as uncharacterized. Gene Ontology annotation, biological process: double-strand break repair via homologous recombination. Gene Ontology annotation, molecular function: ATP-dependent chromatin remodeler activity; ATP binding. Lineage: Eukaryota; Fungi; Chytridiomycota; Chytridiomycetes; Rhizophydiales. Gene Ontology annotation, cellular component: nucleus; cytoplasm. The transcript has 14 exons. Bases 1 to 2478 code for a protein of 825 amino acids. The record is from RefSeq and is a predicted model, not a curated record.